Messenger RNA from Neolamprologus brichardi, 5101 nucleotides. The record is from RefSeq and is a predicted model, not a curated record. NCBI's taxonomy places the organism in Eukaryota, Metazoa, Chordata, Actinopteri, Cichliformes, Cichlidae.
UCUGGCUCCGUGGUGCGCUCCGACACCAGAGGUCCGCUUUAAUACCGGGGGUGGAGGAGGAGAAGCAGGUCGACUAUUUACACCGCUCAGCUAGAGAGAGGCUGCAGACCGCUUCUCCGCCCCGAAAGAGUCGGCAUCGAGCAUCCAUGUGACAAGCGGACUUUGGGAUUGGGAGCGCAGAUUAAGACAAGUCUACUGCUGGGAAAAAAAUUUGAUUCGCUGGCUGGAAGACGUUUGAGUUUUAAACUCUCCUGUUGAUAUAAAUGUGCACGUGUACAUCAGAGCUGCAUUUACCUCGGACACUUCGGUCUGGACUCUUCUGACAGUCGGAGUGGAGCAAAAGUCAUUUUAACAACUCACAGCUCGCCGUUCCUCUCAGGAUAUUCACGCCUGCAAAAUCUGAGACUGCUUCUCUAUCUCUUUGAUUCUCCUUCCUGGAGCAAACCCGAGGAUGUUGUUCCGCUGGUUGAACCCUCCCUCCUGGUCCACCUGUAGGUUUUUCUUUUGCUUUUUGCUGCUGCUCCAAACGCCCCAGUCUUCCUCUCCGCUAAUUACAGGUACUGAGGCCAGCUGUGACAAUGAAGGAGAGGUUCUCCACAUCCCCAACAUCACCGACAACCCCUGCAUCACAUGCGUCUGUCUGGACGGUAAAGCAGACUGUAAACAGGAGAAAUGUCCAGUUGUCUCAGAGGACUGUGCUCUGGUGGUGAAACAGACUGGAGCUUGCUGUGAAAGGUGUAAAGGUUGUAGGUUAGAUGGAUGCUCCUAUAACAGUUCAGUAUCCUGGACCACCUCCACGAAACCCUGCAUAACAAGACGUUGUCAGGAAGGUGUCAUCACUGAAGCAGAAGUUCAGUGUGUAAUCCACUGCAAAAACCCCAAAAACCACCCAAAGAAGUGCUGCCCCACCUGCCCCGGUUGUAUCUUUGAGGGUCGUCUAUAUAAAGAGAAUCAGGAGUUCAGUCCAGAAGGGAAACCUUGCAUCAAGUGUACCUGCACUGGAGGCCGAACUCUCUGCACGAGGGAGGUGUGUCCUGUCCUUUCUUGCCCCUCUCAGCUCACCCACACCCCGCCUGGACAGUGUUGUCCCAGAUGUGUCGGUCAGAGGAAGGUGUUCGAUCUCUCUUUGGGAAGCUGUCUGUUCUACAGUCAGGUCUAUGACAAUGGCACCUCCUUUAUACACGACAACUGUACCACCUGCACCUGCCAGAAUUCCACUGUAGUGUGCAAGAAACGCUGCUCGCAGCAGGGAACUUGCCAAGGCAGCCACUGCUGUGAGGAGUGUCUGUCCUAUGUAAAGGUGGAGGAGGUGAAGUACUGCAGAGUCCGGAACAAGAUCUACAGAGAAGGAGACAUGUGGUCAUCAGUUAACUGUACUCUCUGUACUUGCGUUAAAGGCAGCAUUGAGUGUCAGCCCAAACAGUGUGUACCAAUCACCAGCUGCCCCUCGAAUAAAAUCCUGAACAGAACUGGCUGCUGCCCAGUUUGCACUGAAAAGCCAGGCGUGUGUACAGUCUUUGGCGAUCCUCACUACAACACCUUUGACGGCAGGACCUUUAACUUUCAGGGAACUUGUCAGUAUGUUCUGACUCGUGAUUGUGGUAGCAUUCCCUCUGGAGGGCCUGGGAAUAACAUCAACCUCAACAGCCCAGACUCGAGCUUCACGGUGUUGGUGAAGAAUCACGCCCGGAGGACUCGCUCCUUCUCCUGGACUCAGUCUGUCGAGGUGAGGCUGGGUAGUUUGAUCCUCAGCCUGCACCAGCACUUAACUGUACGGAAGAAUGGUACUCGCAUCGCCCUGCCCUACCAUGGUCCUGGGGUGCAUGUAGACCUGGAUGGAUACCUGCUCAAACUCACCACCAUUGCAGGUCUGGAGAUCACAUGGGAUGGUGACAGUUUUGUGGAGGUUGUAGCUGCUCCUCAUCUGCGUGGGCGCCUCUGCGGCCUUUGCGGCAACUAUAAUGGCCACAAGCGUGACGAUACCAUGGGCGGUGACGGGCAGUUCAAGUUUGACGUGGACGAGUUCGCAGAGUCGUGGAGGGUCGAGGGAAAUGAGGUUUGCACCAAACAUCACCCGCCUCGCAGGCCGACUUCAUUCCUGUGCCCCGGCAGCGUUAAAGUCAAGUUCAGGGCUCACCGGGAGUGCCAGAAGAUAAAAUCGUGGCUUUUUAGUAAGUGCCACAGUGUGGUGGACUUCGGGUCUUUUUACAGGUCGUGUGUGACGGACAUGUGUGAGUGUCCGGUCCAUAAAAACUGUUACUGCGAGACCUUCAUCGCCUACAGCAGAGCCUGUGAGAGGGAAGGUGUGCCCGUCCUUUGGAAACCCGAAGCUGCUUGUAUGGCCACCCAGUGUAAACACGACGCAGUGUACGACACCUGUGGUCCAGGCUGCACCAAAACCUGUGACAACUGGAAUGAGAUCGGACCGUGCCGUAAGCCCUGCGUGGCCGGCUGCCACUGCCCCGCCAACCUGGUGAUGUUCCAGGGACGGUGCAUCAAACCCACAGCAUGCCCUGGACGGUGACCCCUAUGAGCUGGGGGAAGGGGACUGAAUUAGGGAGGGUCAUCUGAACUAAAACUAAGGGUCCAAACUAGCAAAGAAGAGUUUGGGAAGACACUAAAGGGUCUCAAGUUGACAGAUAAGAUGCAACAAGGUACUCAGGGUCCAUAACUUCACAAGGAAGUACGCUGUCGUGACUUAGAUGCCAGCGAUCCAACCAAUGAUGACGGACUGAAGGGAAACUCGGAUGAUGAUCUGAUCACGGAGCGUUCGAUUUCUGACUUCCUCACGCCUCUUUGUCACACUGUUACUAUACCAGUCGCCACCAAUUACAGUUUUGGAGAAUAAAAACUAAAAUCUCAAGCGACAACUUAAGUGGCAUUUGGAGAUUUUACAACUCACGAAUUUGAGGAACUUCAACAUGUUGCCAUGGACCCCCAGGGAAUAGUCUGGGGCCAGCGGACUCCUCUUAGAGCCAACAUGGCGACUGAGUUUCUCUCGCAAACACAUUAAAGUGAACAACAGAGCAUCUGCAUUUGGAAUAGUGAGAUUCAAAGUCAGAGAAACUCGGAUUCAUCAUAUCAAAACUGAACUUAUCAUCUCUAUUCCAUCAUUUCAUACUGUAAGCUAGCCAGAUUUAUAUGAAAGACGGACAAGCUUUUAUAUAAUUAUUGUUCUAAUUAUUAAUAUUAUUGUUAUUAUUUGUUGUUGAUGUUAAUUUAUAUAUCAGUCAAAUGAAAUGUCGUAGCAAGAGCCAGAAUCAUGAAUAUAAUUGUGUUAUAAAUGAUUUAAAGGGAAACAAAAGCUAUUUAUGUAUUUGUUGUGUAUUUUUUGUUACUGUUUGAAGAGAAAUGCCCAAAUGUGACUCAGCUGUUGCACCAUCGCAGGGAUUAAGUACUGUAUUGUAUUAUGCUCAGUGUACAGGUUGUAGUGGUUAGUAAACUGAAGGUGUUCGUGUAAGCAUAUGUUUCACUUGACGAUAAUUAUUUAAGACCAGCAAUAUAAUCUUUUCUCGAAGUUCAUUUUCGACUGUCGUCCUUCCUCUAUGUAGUGCUGGAGAAAAAUCGAGAUUACGGCUGCUAGUUCAAAUCCCAAAAGAAGCCAGUGUUGGAAAAACUGAAGUAAAGCUGAUUUCAUACUUGGAUGUUUAUCUGUGGCUCCUUAGAUUUAUCUCCACUAAAGAUAAAAGACACGAAUCUUGAAAAAAAAAAAGAUGCAAAACUAUUUUAAAUACAUUUGCACAGCUUUAAUACACUUCAAAUUUAUACAAACAUAUUUCACAUGAACACAUCUCUAAAAUAAAACAUAAGGACUAAAAGCACCAAAUACAUUGGAGUUCAUUCAACAGCAAACUGAGUCUCCAUGGUUGUACAGGUUUUAGGGGAUUCGACGUGUGUCCACCUGUUUCAGUGGUUUCACUCACUUUGACAAUUCGCCACCCUCUUUCACUUCAAGCAAUGUUCAAAAGCAGAAAAAAAAUGACUGCAGUCUGGCCCGGGUGGAGAAACAAAACACUGACACAUGGAAGAUAGUGAAUUUUCCCCCUGUUCAAGAAGAAAUACUUACAUUUCACCUGCUACUGUAACUCUUCCUAGUACUGCACAGUAUGACAGUCUUAUAACUCACAAUCAUGUCUGCUUUGUUAUGUGAGUUAAUGAAGAAAAGACUAGCUUCUGUUUAGAACACUGCCCUUAAAAUGAACGUAGCUAUGAGUCGAUGUCAAACAUCAAAAUGUUGAUGCUGCACAUCCACUCAUAAAAUCUCUCAUUUCAGGAGUAUAGGAUAGCAGAAAACUAGAGCAAAUUUACCCUUUUUGGUAGCUGACACAUCUUUUUGAAUAAAUGAUGCAAGUACUGGGAUGCCAGUCACACGUGUUUUCAACUCCUUGCUGAUGUUUUCAGUUUGCAAGCCUUGUAAUGCUGAGGUUGUAUAUGGGAUAGUGCUAUGCUGGGAAUUACAUGAGGUCAGUUGUUUCAAAGUUUGUUCAACAUUAAAAGGUGCAAAAUGUGAGUGUGGUGGCUGGAGUGGAUGGAGCAUGGUCCAUCCACUCCCACACAGUCCUGAGAAGAGGCUUAACAGCAUCUGUAUGUGUCUGCAUGGGAUUCAGAAAAUACACUAAGUCAUUCUGUAGUUGUUCCUUAUGUUAAAUGUGGUUUUUAAGUAAAUGAAAGUUCAGUUUUAAGCCGUCUGUACAGAGUGAUGUGUAUGUAAGGGGCAGCUGGAUUAUUUGAAUACACUUGUUUCUUCCUCUGCAAAUGAAUGCAGUCACACAAAAAGCUUUUGAAAAAGUAGCAUGUCAGAACCUCGGUCCCGAACCACAGUAUGGUAUAUGGGCCACACACAUUACUGUGGUUGCAAGCAUUAAACAGAAGAAAAUAGGCUUAAAAAUAGAAAAUAGACCUAAAAAGACGCUUUGGGUCACAUAAAGCGGGUUUCUGCAGACAGCUGUAUUGAUUAAAAUAGACCCUUACAAUCUCAAAUUUCACACUAAUUAUAAUAAAGUACAUCUAAUGUUAAUCUUAGAGUAACUAUUUAAUUAUUUUUAUGGAAAUUUUCUUUAAAUAUGACCCAAAACUUGUUACCAAUUUCAAAAAUGACAAU